UCACCCACCAGUGUCGUGAAUGAGCAGGGCCCCUCUCUCCGCUUCUGCACCAUGACCGUCUCAGCCUGCCUCACUACCUCCUCUGCCACGCAUUGCUGCCAGCCCUGUGCAAUAAGGCGGGGAAGUGCGUCACGAGGGGCAAGGAGCCCGCCCCGGCCAGCGUCUCAACGUGCAAGGCGGGGCUUGGCGUGUCGGGGCUUCCUGAGCGGCCUCUUUGGCAGCGGCGGCGGCAGCGGCGGCGCCACGGUGGCAGAGCCGGGUGUGGCGGAGGACUACAGCCUGGAGAACUUGGAUGAGGUGCUGCUGACGGAGCUGCAGGCAGAGGAUGGCAGCCAGCGGUACAUAGUGUACCGCAACGGAGGCCUGGUGGAUGCCGCGGAGCUGGAGGCGCUGUGCGACAAGGUCGGCUGGCCGCGGCGCCCGCAGAACAAGGUGCAGGCGGCGCUGGCCAACAGCUUCCUGGUAGCUACGCUGACGCUGGAGGACGCGCCGCCGCGCAGCAGCAGCAGCGACUGCAGCGAUGGCAGCAGCAGCGGCAGCGGCAGCGGCAGCCCCCCCACCAGCAGCAGGCCGGCCAGCAGCAGCAGCGGCACGCCGGGCCGGCUGAUUGGCUUGGCCCGCUGCACCUCUGAUGGGGCCUUCAACGCCACGCUGUGGGACGUGCUGGUGGACCCAGAGUUCCAGGGCCAGGGCCUGGGCAAGGCGCUUGUGGAGGGCGUGACGCGCACGCUGCUCAAACGAGACAUCACCAACAUCACCCUCUUCGCCGACUCGGCAGGCAAGCCGUGA
Molecule: messenger RNA, 789 nt
Organism: Chlorella variabilis
Lineage: Eukaryota; Viridiplantae; Chlorophyta; Trebouxiophyceae; Chlorellales; Chlorellaceae
Exons: 3
Coding region: 52-789 (245 amino acids)
Cellular component (GO): cytoplasm
Molecular function (GO): N-acetyltransferase activity
Source: RefSeq, a predicted model, not a curated record